Messenger RNA from Adineta ricciae, 423 nucleotides. The record is from the annotation of a GenBank genome assembly. Lineage: Eukaryota; Metazoa; Rotifera; Eurotatoria; Adinetida; Adinetidae.
AUGGCCAAUAGCAAAGGUGUUGAAGCACUCAAAGGAACUUGGGAUCAAGUAAAUGAUGAAAAUAUGGACGCAUUUCUGAAAGAACUUGAUGUGGGAAUGGCAAAACGUAUGGCAAUUAAAAACAUCAAGCCACGUCUUGUUAUUGGUGAAAAUGGUGGCAAAUGGACGAUUCGAUCUGAAAGUACACUUCGAACAAAAACAGUGGAAUUUCAGCCUGAUGUCGAAUUUGAAGAAACAACGAUGGAUGGACGUGAAGUUAAGGCAAUUGUUCGAAUUAAAGGUAAUAAAAUGGAACAUACAAUGAAAGGAAAAGAUGGAAAAGAAUGUGUAGUUGUUCGUUACGUCAAUGAUCAAGGUCAACAACAAAUUGAUUUAACAUGUGGUUCAGCUACAGCUCAUCGUUGGUUCAAACGUGCUGAUUGA